Messenger RNA from Serpula lacrymans var. lacrymans S7.9, 1281 nucleotides. RefSeq lists its product as uncharacterized. The annotation marks the transcript as partial. Gene Ontology annotation, molecular function: RNA binding. Gene Ontology annotation, cellular component: nucleus; cytoplasm. The record is from RefSeq and is a predicted model, not a curated record. The transcript is spliced from 5 exons. NCBI's taxonomy places the organism in Eukaryota, Fungi, Basidiomycota, Agaricomycetes, Boletales, Serpulaceae.
GAUGUCGGUGGCUACUAAAAACCCGUUUGCUCUUUUGGAUGAGGACGAUUCUCCACCAGCUGCCCCCGUUGCAUCGAAGGAUGCUCCUCAGCCAGCCCCUGAUGCUGCUCGGGAUACUCAAAAGAGCAGGGGUGGUCCUGCAUCCCGUGGUGGCCGAUACUACGCCAGAGGAGGAGGCUCAGGAAACCCUUCUGCCGGUAGAGAGAGGCAGGGCACUGCUGAAGAGCCCACUCUAGGUGGAGAGGAUGCCAAGAGAAAACCUAACGGCGAAGGUCGUGGUCGUGGUCGCGGCAGAGGUCGCGGUGCUCCCCGUGGAGGACGCCGACCACUUGAUAGGCACAGUGCCACAGGCAAAACUGAUUCCGAAAAGAAAGUUCACCAGUCUUGGGGCGGUGAUGAUGGCAACAGCGAGUUGAAGGUCGAAGAGGCUGCCACCAACGACGCAGCUGUCGAAGCUACUGGGCUUAAUGAUUGGGCUGGUGGUGCUACUGACGCUGUUGAAGAUGCUUGGGGCGCCCCCCCUGCUGCGGAGGGAGCUGCUCCCGCACCUGCUGGUGCAGAACAGCCUGAGGGGCGCAGGAGGGAAAGAGAGCCGGAAGAGGAGGACAAUACUCUUACUCUAGACCAGUAUCUCGCCCAGAAGAAGGAAAAAGACGCUUCUGCCGUGCCCAAGUUGGAGGUUCGGAAGGCUAACGAAGGUGCUGAGGAUACAAUUUGGGAUGGUGUUGCCCCUUUGAAGAAAGGCGAGGAAGAAAGUGUUUACUUCGCCGGCAAGACUAAAUCUGCGCCCAAGACUCGGACUGAGAAGAGAGAAAAGGUAUAUCUCGAGAUAGAUGCCCGAUUCGAGCGCCCUCGUGGCGGUCGUGGAGGUCGUGGCGGCGAGAGGGGCACAGACGGAGGGCGCGGCGGACGUGGUCGUGGCUCUGGCAGAGGUCGUGCCCCUGGCAAUGCAGUUGCCCAUGUCGACGUCGAUGACGAGAAAGCCUUUCCCUCUUUGGCAUAAGUGAAAUUUGGGCGUAUAGUACCAAGCCAACCCCGAAAAAGCUAUGGUUAUAUCAUUGAUAUCGAUCGCUCUCUUUACCUCUGCCUAUCUAUCCAGUUCUUCCUGGUUCUGCUAGCGAUCGCUUGAUUUGUUAUGGUUUCUCAUGCGAGUUAUACCUUUCUUUUCAUCUCCAUUUCUGAUGUCAUCAUGAUUUACUACCGUCAGCAAUGCUCGAAAACAUUUCAUUCAAUUUGAUGACAGACGAGAAAUUACGAAAACAAUGCAAUUCAAGUAACUUG